AGGCCCGAAGAAUGAUGGAAAGAAUGGAGGACCUAGUGGCGAAAAUAGGAAAAUAUCAAGGCAAAUUGACCAAUAUGUGUGAAGAGGUCAAGGAGUGUAAAGGGAAAAAACACUGGUAUAUCUCUACGAUAUGGGUCCAGGAUCGCAAGGACGGUCUGGGAAUUUGUCAGGCGUAACGGUUUCCGGGCCGACGCCUCGAUCCGGAAUAGCUUAUAGGUCACCAUCAAGGUCAGGAAGGGCACCACAAGCAGUCAAGAUAAGGGCGAAGGGGCCGGUAAGCUCCGAUGAGCCGACAAAGGACGUUCCUCAGCCUAGUGGGAAAAAUAAGGCACUAGACAUCCCGGAGGACGAGGAUGAAAGGGAUGAGAGGUUAAGAAGAGAAGAGGAUAAGAGGGUCGAACUGAGAGCGAAAAAGAGGGAUGUUAAGGAAGACACAAACGGAAUUCCGGAAGGGAAGAAAAUAAAGUACGCUGUCCGGGUGAAAGAAGACUAUGAUGUAGAGGAGAUGAUGGAUAGAAUCCUUGAGGGUCAUAAUCACCUUAUGAACCUGAAGGAUGUGUUGGCUUCAGCCCCAAGGCUUUGGGACGACCUCAAAGCCCGAUUGUCUAGAAAGAUGGUAGCCAGUGUGCGAUUGGGGGUCAUAAUCCCUAAGGAAGCAGAAUGGACGGAGACAGGCACGAAGAUGGAUUGGAAGUCCGUCGCAUGCGGGUGCUUGGACGUAGUAGUAAAAGGAAAAACAUGCACGACAACGGUGGAUACUGGUGCGGAAAUGAACCUCAUAAAAGAGGAGCAUGCUUUGCGCUUGGGGAUGGAGAUUGAUCGCUCCUAUAAUGGAGUUCUAAUGAGAGCGAAUAAGGUAAGGAGCUUCCUGGGAACAUGUGGGUUUUGGAGAAUGUCCAUCAAAGGGUUUGCGGCGAAGACAGAGCAAUUGCGAAAGUUUGUGCCCCAAGGUCAAAAUUGGGUAUGGGGAGACAAGCAGGAGUCAGUGAUAGAGGGUCUGAAGAAAGAGUUUGAGGAAGGGGGUCUAGUACUGGGGGUACCAGACCAUGCGACUGUGAUGAUCAGACCUUUUAUCGUGGAAACAGACGCAGGACCGACUGCCCUGGGAGGAGUACUGAUUCAACGAGACUUCAAUGGAGAAGAACGACCGCUAAGGGAAGGAAGGAAGAAAGAGCAUAAGUCCCACAAGCACGAGAGGGAAGAGGAGCAGCAUGCUAAGAUGACUCAGAGGAGAGAGGGACAGCCUGCAGAAAGGACCCACAAGGGAGGAGCAUCAGGUAGAUCAGGUACACCCCCCCAGCCUGCUCAGACAGGUGACAACUGCCCUAUGCCAGACAUGGAGCCAGACUUACCCCAUGAGCCACAAGGACAGGAGCAGGAGGAGAACCAAGCUACAAAGGAAAAGGAGAUGGACAGUAAGGAGAGAGUUGCAAGGGAGAAGGAGAUCAGGGUCCAUCUCAGGUUGAAAUACCUUGCAGAGCUGCACGAGAAGAUGCAGCUGGGAGAGCGGCCUAUGGAUUUGAAGGACAGAAAAGGGAAGGGGGUCUGCACUCAGGGGGAGGAUCUUCCCCUGCUCACAGAGGCAUGGGUCAACUUUGACAAGCUGAUGGAGGCUGCAAGGAGGCCUAGAGAGCAUCAUGAGGAGAUGGGGGUUAAGUUAGUAUCCACAGACUUGCUUAGCCUGAAGGGCCUUAAGAAGGAGAGCUUUGCAGCUGCAAAGGCCUCAUAUCAGAAGGUUGGGGAAAGACUGACGAAGGUGGCACAUAAGGCCUAUGGCCAGAGGGUGGACUGAGAGAGAGAGGUAGACACCCUAAAGAAGUAGCUGGAAAAGCAAAGUAAGGAAGUGGAGGCAGUAAAGGCAGAAAUGGCAAAGCUUUGGGCAGACAAUGAGGCCAUCAGACAGGUCAACCAGACCCUCAACAAGGUCAAUGACGUUCUGAGGGCCUACUUGCAGGUGCAACAGACUUCUUUUCAGGCAAAGGAAGCAAAGUGGGAGAAAAUGAUAAAGAGCCUCGAGGCUA
Messenger RNA from Chara braunii, 2021 nucleotides. NCBI's taxonomy places the organism in Eukaryota, Viridiplantae, Streptophyta, Charophyceae, Charales, Characeae. The record is from the annotation of a GenBank genome assembly.